AUGACUGACAAGAUCCGUAACACGGCGAAGGGCCGAAUCGCCGCUAACGGUUAUCGCCUGUGUAAUCCAAUCAAGGAGGGAGAGGUGAUUGGCAAGCAAUGGAUUAUCGGACGCGCUGUUGGCUGUGGUGGCUUUGGCGAGAUCUACCUCUGUCACGAGAAGGAUAAUCCAAAGAAUCAAUAUGUGAUGAAGGUCGACAAUCUCAAUGGACCACUCUUCGUGGAGGUGAACUUCUUUAUUCGUGUCAUCUCCAAUGCCAAUGCCAACGUCAAGAACUUCAUGGAAGAGAAGGGACUGGACUACCUUGGUAUUCCUCGUUUUAUUGCAUCCGGAACCGACACCAUCAAGAGCGGCUCUUACCGGUACCUUGUGAUGGAGCUGCUCGGCGAAGAGCUGCAGUCAGUUCUUGAGAAACAUCGCCUUAGUAUUAGUGUGACUUCACGAAUUGCCUGUCGCAUAAUCGAUGCUCUCGAGUUCAUCCACAACGCGGGCUACAUCCACGCAGAUAUUAAGGCUCAGAACAUUCUUCGGUUAAAAAGUUCUCAGUCCACUGCUCAGGCGACCCCAAAGAACAAGCGAGCAAGCAAAAGAACAAUCACCGAUUCCACUGUCGACAAUGAAAUUCUGGAAGAUGACAAAUAUGUGCUGAUUGACUUCGGUCUCGCCGACCGUUUCAUGUUUCAAGGAAAUCACAAAAACAAUGAAAUCGACAAGCGCAAAGCAAAUAACGGCACCUGUGAAUUUCGAUCCCGUGAUGCUCACCUUGGUGUUAUUUCACGAAGGAGUGAUAUUGAAUCUUUCGGCUACUCUCUCAUCCUCUGGUUCUACGGACGACACCCCUGGGAGAAUUUGCUCAAAAAUGCAGAUCAAGUUCUCGAGAAGAAGAACUGGGCCAUGGAUCACAUUGACCUGUUUUUGAAGGAGGCGUUCAGUGAUAAACCCAUUAAUAGCGGCCUCAUUUCCGACUCAAAGGCAUCGUCAAGCAAGUCCAAAACCGCCGAAAAGGAGACUGCCGUCCGAAAGCGAACCAUUCCCAUCAACACCACAGUACCGAAGGGGCUGAAUAAGUUCUUUGAGGCCGUGAAGGCUCUCGAGUACAACGAAAAGCCUGAUUACGACAAGCUGAGGAGCAUUCUCAGGGACAUUGGCAGGCUGAACGGCAACCAGCCCACUUACUCAAACGGCGUGAACAGCAACGGCAAAAAGACGCGCAACCCUGCAACGCCCAAGGCGCCUCGACUUAGCACUCCACUCAUCUGCAUGACACCUCCAGACGGUGGCGAGAGUCCACUCUUUGGGCCAUUUGAGGUAGACGACAGCAUCAAGGAGAAUCAACUGCACCUCAAUCACCGCAUCAGCAGCGCCAAGAAGCUGAACAAUGUGAUGAAGGGCAGCGAGGAGGGGGAAGAGGCGCGGAAAUUGCGCUCACCGCGGAUCUUCAUCGACAGCAAACCUCGGCGUCCGGCGAAGCGGACUGCUGCCGCAACAAUGACCUCCAAUGGCGCCGGCACGUCAAAAAAGACGGCGACGGCGACCACCAACGGCAAAAAGAGCGCCACCUCAGCGUUGAGCAAUGGCACUGCCGGCAACCACUCAUCAUCCACUCCAGCUCGCGGCGGCAGCAGUAAUGGCGCCACCAAUGGCGGGGGCACCAACGGCGGGGGCGUCAUGAUGACUGCCGCCAUGCUGAAGAUUCGCCAAAAGAUUGCCGACCGAAAGACCGAGGAGAAGAAGAAGGUCGUUCGAAAGACUCCACUCAAAAAGUGA
Rhagoletis zephyria (snowberry fruit fly) is the source of this 1767-nucleotide messenger RNA. Lineage: Eukaryota; Metazoa; Arthropoda; Insecta; Diptera; Tephritidae. The record is from RefSeq and is a predicted model, not a curated record.